This is a messenger RNA of Chara braunii, 3709 nucleotides long. NCBI's taxonomy places the organism in Eukaryota, Viridiplantae, Streptophyta, Charophyceae, Charales, Characeae. The record is from the annotation of a GenBank genome assembly.
GGGCGACAGAUUUCUGUUCCGCCAGCUUAGGGAGAGGCAGCAGCAGCAGAGGAGGGCUAGAGCAGCAGAGGAGGUCUAGAGCAGCAGAGGAGGGCUAGAGCAGCAGAGGAGGGCUAGAGCAGCAGAGGCUAGCAGGGCACUUGUGAGUGAGGCCGCAGCUUCGAAAGCCAUGGCCACUUCUGCACAGCAGACUACUCAGGCCGGUAGUUCAGGAUCUGUCGGGUCAACAGUCGCGCAGACCCAGAGUCAGUCUGCUGGCGUAAUGGCAAGCCAGCCACUAGUGUUGAUGCCCGAUGAGAUCGCCAUACAACAAGCAGCAUUGCAGGAGGUACAGCUACAGAAGGCGUUAGGAGAUAUAAAAGCGGAGAAAGAAAGGAUGAUCAGAAGAAGAGCCAGGAUACAGCGUAGACAAGCGGACAUUAAUGAGUUAGAGGAGAUGGACCUGAUGCACGUGACAGAUAAUGUGAGGAUCAUCCGGUCUAUCCUGCUGAAUGUAGUGGAGAUGCAGGACCAGCAAACAACCAUCCUUCAGGACAUCCAGCAAAGUCUGGCCCUGUUGGUUGGGCGAGCGCCAGCAACGUCACCAGUGUCCGGGCCUGGUGCCUCGCCCAUUGUACAUCCUCCUCCUUAUGUCCCACCCGUGACUGGGGUAUCCCCAUAUGUAGCUCCACCAUCAGUAGCGAUCGUUUCCCUGGGCAUGCCGCUUUCAGGAGGGGUAUCAGCAGGGACUAGUUUGCAGGUUCCUGUACAGACAGUGUACACCCAAUCUCCGUUGCAGGUUGCAGUCACCACGCAGCCUGCUGCCUCGCAGCCUGUGCAGCUGCAGGGCACUCAGCCCCAGCAGCUAGCACAACAACCUGUGUCACAGGGUCCACAGCCCGGAGUGAUGCAGGGACCGGGACAAACACAGUGGGUCCCAAAGACGGCCAUCGCCGCUCCGAAACCCUUCACAGGGGAUAAGAGAGGUGAAGACCUCGACACGUGGUUGAGGGCAGUGCCAGUCUAUGUCAGGUGUAAACUUACCUUGCCGCACGAAGAAGUGCUUGUGGCUGCUUCCUACCUAGAGGGUAGUGCAGCAAGAUGGUUGAGUGGUUUAGUGCAGCUCCAGGGGUAUGGUCAUGACUUCCACGCUCGGGCGGUCACCCAGAAAUUGGAGGACUUCUUGAAGAUGGAGGAAAGGUGGCAUGAUCCUCAGGAGGCCCAAAGGGCCACUGACGCGAUCCUGACACUGCACACACGGCAGUUUAAGUCAGUAAGGGAAGCCACCGACACUGUUGAGCGUCUGAUCUAUGUCCCAAGGCGCCUGAGUCGACCUGUGGAGUCGACCUGUGCCAACAAACAUCGCAUGGUAGUCGAUGACUACCUCCAGGAGGUUGAGCGUUGCUUCCCGUACGCGGGAGGGGAAUUGAGACAUCGCGUCUCGUUCCUACACGCUAUGAAUCGGAUAUUCCAUGACUACUUGGAUAAGUUUGUCGUCGUGUACCUCGAUGACAUACUUAUUUUUAGUAAGACUGUCGAGGAGCACGUUGCACAUUUGGACAAAGUCCCCAGUCUCCUGCGACAGCACAAGUUCAAGAUCAACGGUGAGAAGUGCGAGUUUGGCCGCACCCGUGUCUUGUACUUGGGUCAUGAGAUAUCCGCGGAAGGGUUGAAGCUCGUUCACGCGAAGGUGGCCAGCAUUCGGGAUUGGCCAUGUCCUCAAUCUGUGACUGAGAUGAGAUCUUUCUUAGGAAUGACAAGCUACUAUGGGACUUUCGCUAAGAACUAUUGCAUAGUGGCCGCUCCUUUGACUGAUCCGACCCGCCUUGACACCCCAUGGGAGUGGACAGAUGAGUGCGAGGCUGCUUUCAGACAUCUGAAGCAUGCGUUGACGCACUACGAGGUCUUGAAACUUCCUGAUCCUAAUAAGCCGUUUAUAGUCACCACGGACGCCAGCCAAUAUGGCAUUGGCGCCGUGUUCGUGCAGCAGGAGGGGCCAAAGUUGAGGCCUGUAGAGUACAUGUCCAAGAAAAUGUCGUCUAAGAAGUUGGCUAAGUCCACCUAUGAGAAGGAACUCUAUGCGGUGUACAAGGCUCUGACCCAUUGGAGGCACUAUCUCCUUGCGAGGUUCUUCAUCCUCGAGACUGAUCAUCAAACCCUGAGAUGGAUGAGAACUCAGCCGGUGCUCUCUGACGCUCUCAAGCGUUGGAUCGAAGUCAUUGAACAAUAUGACUUUGACCCCCAGUAUAUGAAAGGGGAGUACAACAAGGUUGUUGAUGCCUUGUCGCGUAGACCUGAUUUCUCAGGUGCGCUGAUUACUGAGUCCGAUCUGACGGACAAUGUUACUCAGUCCUUGGUGGAAGCCUAUCACGAGGACCAGUUCAUGUCUGAGAUCAUACGCAGACUCCGAGCAAAGGACAAGAAGACCUCUGCCGAGUUUGAAUUGGUCAAUGGCUUGUUGUUCCUUGAGAAGGCAGGGAAUAAACGAUCUGAGUUGUGGAAAGCCGCUCCUGCGGAACAGGGGACCCAGUUGCAAAUGAUUUAUGGGAAUCACCCAGAGUCCAAUGGCCAAGCCGAGCAACUGAACCGCGCUGUUCAACACCUAUUGAGGCAUUACAUCAAGCCCAAUCAGGUGGAUUGGGAUGAGAAGCUUGCUCUCAUUGCCAGCUUGUACAACAACGAUGUACACAGCGCCACCAGGGUGAGCCCAAACAGCUUACUGCUAACUUUCAAGGCUAGACUACCCUUAGACUUUCUUCUUCCCGAGAAUCAGACCACUGCUGCACAAGGUACCUUAGAAUUUGCUUAUCGGUAUGAACAUAAGAUGCAGCAGGCUGUAGAACAAAUGCAGAAGGCACAGGCUGUAAUGAUAGAGUCUGAAAAUAGACACCGCCGUCCUUCUACGUUUCAGGUUGGGGACAGAGUAUGGGUUAAGUCUUCAGAACUGGGACAGGAGCACGGGAUUUCCCACAAACUCAUGCCCCAGUACUUUGGACCCUGGGAAGUCUUGGACAUCGUUGGGACAGAUCCGAAUCGACCAUCUUAUGUUAUCCGGAUCCCUGGUCAUCUCCGAACUUACCCUGUCUUUCACGCCUCCAAGCUUGCACCUUUCAAGGAAACAGAUGGGUUUCCUUCUCGUCGCUCAAUGCUGCCCCCAACCAUGGACGGAGAAGUGGACAUUGAUGACAUCGUGGAUCACAGGGAGCUGCCAGUUCAGAGACCUACAGGCAGGGGACGUCCUCCGAAACCGAAGUUCAAGUACCGCGUUCGGUUCCGACAUCAUACUCAUCCCAAGGAGGACCGCUGGUUCACAAGGGAAGAACUUAUGCAGACCGCUCCUCAAGUUGUAGCUCAUUAUGAGAAAUCUCUGCAGAAAGGAAAGCGCGCAAUGGUCCAAGAUUGAGCUUCUCAGAGGACUGCUGAAGCUAAGGAGGAAGGAAUGUGAGGCCACUGCCUCUAUGAGCCCCUUUCGGCCCCUCUCUUACAGCCCGUCAGCCGCCCUAAGUGAAGGCAGGCUCGACGAGGCCUUGAGGGCCUUAUUUCGGCCUCAGGCAGUUGCGCAGUGCAAGUUGGUUGAGGAAACCCAGGCCCUGGGCCGCCUGUGUGAAUGAAUGGAAAGCAAGCCCUGGGCUGGAUACGGGUACUGGGCCACACACAUGCCAAAGGCAGUUGGGCACAUGUAACUACCGCAGGCCCCAGGCCUGUUCUCUAUCGUAAUGGGCCUCACGCU